AUGUACUUCUCUUCCAGCAUCGCCCUUGCCUGGGUUCAGUUCGCAGUCCUGUGUUCUGCAAGUCCUCUACUAGUCUCGCGAUCAUCCGGGCCAGCCUGUACCUUUAUCGACAACAUUGGCGUCAUCAGCUGUGAUGGUGGCUGCUGCGGUUGGGCUCUCUCGGGAGCAACAUCACCAUUCUGCGAGUCCAGCACGGCCAGUACUCUCACCCUGGUCAGCAAGCCCGACGGAUGGAUAUCUUCAUGCUCCACGCUGCAGUCGGACCUGACGGCCAACAACAAGGACUAUAUCCUCACGACAUACCAGCAAAACACAUGGCACGCCAUCGUCUCAAAUGAUGGCUGCCGCUUUGAGGUCAACAUCAGCGAUCCACAAGACUCGAACGACCCAAUUCGACUCACGGGUGGUGAUAUUGCGACUUUCUUGGCCUCGGGCAUCCCGGCCAGUCAGAGUGGUGGUUUGGGAGCGACGGGAUCGACGAGUUGUUACUCAUUCCACCUGCAGUGGAGGAUGGUACCUCCUGGAAACUGA
Pestalotiopsis fici W106-1 is the source of this 531-nucleotide messenger RNA. RefSeq lists its product as uncharacterized. The record is from RefSeq and is a predicted model, not a curated record. The coding region runs from base 1 to 531 and encodes 176 amino acids. The transcript has a single exon. NCBI's taxonomy places the organism in Eukaryota, Fungi, Ascomycota, Sordariomycetes, Amphisphaeriales, Sporocadaceae.